Molecule: messenger RNA, 1133 nt
Organism: Capsicum annuum
Lineage: Eukaryota; Viridiplantae; Streptophyta; Magnoliopsida; Solanales; Solanaceae
Product: heme-binding protein 2
Exons: 2
Coding region: 254-925 (223 amino acids)
Source: RefSeq, a predicted model, not a curated record
AGGGGAAUUUUCGGCUAGAGCUGGUGCUAGUUUGUGAAACAAAAUGGUGUACAAUAUUGUAUGAGAAGCUAUCUUCCAAAAUUAUAAAACUUUAGGGAUUAUAUCAGAAAUUCACUAGUUGUGAAACCGGGUGAAUACGCAAUUAAACUCUACUUAGGGGGCUUUAGUGAAAUAUCCUCCGUCGAAAGAAGCAAACAAGUCAUAAAUUAUCAAUCACUUGAGAAAAAGCUUUGUUGGGUUGUGGGUGAGAAAAAUGGCAAAAUCAAGCUUGAAAAAUACUGUUAUAAUCCUCUUGUUGAUAAUAACAAUUGCGUGUUCAACAAAAUUGUGCAAAGCAAUUGAAUCACCACAGUACAGAGUAGUGCACUCUGAAUCAGAUUUUGAAAUCAGACAUUACAGGGAAUCUGUAUGGAUGGCCGCACCCGCCUACGAAAUCUCCUUCCAUAAAGCCACCAGAGAUGGUUUUCACAGAUUGUUUCAGUUCAUCCAAGGUGCAAAUUUGAACUUUUCUCGUAUCUAUAUGACAAAGCCAGUUUUGACUAGCAUUGUUCCAGGAGCAGGUCCUCUUCACUCAUCGGCAUACUUUGUUAAAUUUUACUUGCCUGAUAAGUUCCAGGCCGAUCCACCUCUUCCACUUCCCGAGCUGAACCUUCAACCUGAUCGAUGGACUAGUCGUUGCAUUGCUGUUAGGAAGUUUACAGGAUUUGCAAGAGAUAGCAACAUUGUUAAAGAAGCUGAGAAACUGGCUCUGAGCUUGAGUAGAUCUCCAUGGGCAAACUCCACUGCUGCUACGAGUGAAUAUGCUUACUCUAUAGCGCAGUAUAAUUCUCCCUUCCGGAUCAUUGGGCGUGUCAAUGAAGUGUGGGUGGAUGUCGCUGGAACUGGAGCAAGUGAUUGCGAAACCAAUCCAAUUGCUGCAUACUGAUUAUGAGUGCGAGCUUGAAGCUUCUUGGGUCGUUGUUGUACAUCUCCCCCUUAUAGAGACCGGAGAGGCAUGAAUAGUUGCUUCUUAUGUACACAUUUUAUCAUGCUCAUGUUCUCUAAAUUUGGGAUUUUCCGGUUUAAUGGAAGUGGAAGUGUGUUCAGUUCUGCAGAAAACUGCAAUUCUCUUUUAAUGAAGAACUUUGACAUUA